GUUCUGCUUCACUACGAUUCUUCUCCACUUAUUAUUCUCCUCCCACUGCAUCUUUUAAGUUCUUGUUAACCAUCUCUUCACAACCAUAUGCAUAAUUCAACAUUUCAUUUCAUGUCUCUUCUUUAAGAUAAUUCAUCUAAACACUUUGAUGGAAGGAGACAUGUUUAUGGAUUUGUAUACUGAUGAUAAGACUAAUAUGGUCAUGUAAUUGCACCAAACUCAUACAUAUAUUCAAGUGUUAACUGAUAUGGCCGGAAUAUUGCCCGGGGUUGAAUGUGCUCGAAGAAGACGAUUUCAUCAAACUGAUCCUUAUAGUUCAGUAAUUGGUACAAAUAGUAGUACCUGUCGAACAAGACGCUACUCAUUUUGCCUAUACACAAGCAGCAGCAAUGAUACUCAUCCCAAUUAUUCUUCUUCAACCUCCUCUUCACUGAAAAGAAGUAUAUCAAAUCAUCAAAAGACUUUGGAACAAGAUGAGAAACUUGAAGGUGGUGUCAGAGAAGCAAAAGAAAGAUUGCGUGAAAAACUUCGGAGCCGAAGUUAUUCAUCAUCAUCCUCGUCAGCAUCAUUAAUUUCAGUACCAAAUAAGAGGUCUAGUACAACUGAAGGUGAUGAUAUAAGGUUAGUAAUUGAAGGUCAUUUAGAGAAAAAGGCGGUUGGAUCGAAGAAGAAAACUUGCAGUAGUACAACUAAGUAUUCACAUCUGUCAAGGAGGACAUUCAUGAGUUGGGCAAAGUUUGGAUGGAAAUCGUCCAACCAAGAAGUAUGUGCAGGUUGUAAUUUCUAGUCAGAACUUGAUGAACCUUCCGGCCUUGUGCAAUCACGAUAGCUGCUUGGCACCGUGGCUUGAGACAAAUGCUCAUUGGCCUUGUUGUAAACUUAGAAUAUUAUAAUGGUAAUCUUGAUUAGUUCUUAAUUUAACAUAAACUUUCAGUAUCAUAGAGUCGGCAUAGACUUUUCUUUUUCUAAAAUCAUCAAAGGAUAUUAUGUGAUUCAAGUAGAAUUGGAAAUCAGUAUCAAUCUUAAUCUUGUCUAAAGGAAUGCGACCCUACUGAUCACUAUAAGA
Messenger RNA from Papaver somniferum (opium poppy), 1066 nucleotides. RefSeq lists its product as uncharacterized. The coding region runs from base 248 to 787 and encodes 179 amino acids. The record is from RefSeq and is a predicted model, not a curated record. Lineage: Eukaryota; Viridiplantae; Streptophyta; Magnoliopsida; Ranunculales; Papaveraceae. The transcript has 3 exons.